AUGUCUGGAGCUGGGGAUCGAGAGGCUGUCUUUCCGACGCGGCAGUCGUUGGGUAUUAUGAAGGCGAAGCUCAAGGGAGCUGAGACGGGUCACAAUUUACUGAAGCGGAAGAGCGAGGCCCUUACCAAACGUUUCCGAGAAAUCACACGGCGAAUCGACGAAGCGAAGCGCAAGAUGGGUCGGGUCAUGCAGAUUGCUGCGUUCUCCCUGGCGGAGGUCACAUAUGCUGUAGGUGGUGAUAUCGGUUACCAAGUACAAGAGUCCGCCCGAUCAGCACGCUUCCGACUGCGCACUAAACAAGACAACGUUUCCGGUGUCCUAUUACCCUCGUUCGAGAGCUAUUUAACGGAGGGCAACAAUGACUUUGGCCUAACUGGUCUCGGCAAAGGUGGUCAACAAGUGCAGAGGUGUAGAGAGACCUAUGCGCGUGCUGUAGAGACGCUAGUUGAGCUCGCUAGUCUUCAAACCGCCUUUGUGAUUCUAGACGAAGUCAUCAAGGUUGUGAACCGAAGAGUGAAUGCCAUAGAACACGUUAUUAUCCCGAGAACAGAAAACACCAUCAAGUACAUCAACUCGGAGCUCGACGAGCUAGACAGAGAGGAGUUUUACAGAUUGAAGAAGGUCGCCGGCAAGAAGCAACGCGAUACUGCCGCCGCGGAUGCCGAGAUGAAGGCCAAGAAAGAAGCUCAGGCCAAGGCAGAAGCAGAAGGUGGCCAGAAGGCCCAGCCGCACGACUCGGGACCAUCAGACGUACUAGCCACCGAGGACGACGAUAUUAUCUUUUAG
Molecule: messenger RNA, 786 nt
Organism: Daldinia childiae
Lineage: Eukaryota; Fungi; Ascomycota; Sordariomycetes; Xylariales; Hypoxylaceae
Product: V-type proton ATPase subunit D
Exons: 7
Coding region: 1-786 (261 amino acids)
Biological process (GO): vacuolar acidification
Cellular component (GO): vacuolar proton-transporting V-type ATPase complex; fungal-type vacuole membrane
Molecular function (GO): proton-transporting ATPase activity, rotational mechanism
Source: RefSeq, a predicted model, not a curated record